This is a messenger RNA of Pongo pygmaeus (Bornean orangutan), 1814 nucleotides long. Its product is annotated as Golgi SNAP receptor complex member 2-like. The transcript has a single exon. The record is from RefSeq and is a predicted model, not a curated record. Lineage: Eukaryota; Metazoa; Chordata; Mammalia; Primates; Hominidae. Gene Ontology annotation, biological process: vesicle fusion; intra-Golgi vesicle-mediated transport. The coding region runs from base 552 to 920 and encodes 122 amino acids. Gene Ontology annotation, molecular function: SNARE binding; SNAP receptor activity. Gene Ontology annotation, cellular component: Golgi apparatus; late endosome membrane; ER to Golgi transport vesicle membrane.
ACUUAAAAUUUUUAAUUGCCAAACAGUCCACUUAUUUUAGUCAAUUUCAUAUUGUUUUAGUCAACCCUACUAAUACUGUCAGACUUUUCCUGUUUUUGAAAUUGUCAGUAAUAUGUCAGAAAUUUUUUUUUUUUUUUUUUUUUGAGACGGAGUCUCGCUUUGUCCCCCAGGCUGGAGUGCAGUGGCGCGAUCUCGGCUCACUGCAAGCUCUGCCUCCUGGGUUCACGCCAUUCUCCUGCCUCAGCCUCCCAAGUAGCUGGGACUACAGGCGCCCGCCAAUACGCCCGGCUAAUUUUUUGUAUUUUUAGUAGAGACGGGGUUUCACCAUGUUAGCCAGGAUGGUCUCGAUCUCCUGACCUCGUGAUCCGCCCGUCUCGGCCUCCCAAAGUGCUGGGAUUACAGGCAUGAGCCACCGCGCCCAGCCAUAUGUCAGAAUUUUUGAUCAGCAAAAACCAAUGCAUCUUAAUUUAAAAAAAUAAAUUAGAAGCGGGGCUGCGAGGACAUAUUCCAAGGAAGCCAGAGCUGGAGUUGGGGCCAGCUGGGCCGGUGACAUGGAGCCCCUGAACCAGCAAAUGCACAAGCAGGUCCAUGAGAUCCAUUCUAACAUGGGACACUUGGAGACGGCAGACAAGCAGUCUGUGCACUUAGUAGAAGGUGAAAUCCAAGCAAGCACAGACCAGAUAUUCAGCCAUCUAGAACGUCUGGAGAUUUUGUCCAGCAAGGAGCCCCCUAACAAAAGGCAGAAUGCCAAACUUCGGGUUGACCAGUGUAAGUAUGAUGUUCAGCACCUGCAGACUGCUCUCAGAAACUUCCAGCAUCAGUGCUAUGCAAGGGAGCAGCAGGAGGGACAGCAAGAAGAGCUUCUAUCUCGAACCUUCACCACUAACAAUUCUCAAUUGCAAUCCUCUGACAACUAUUGAAGAUUAUUAUCUGUUUAACUUACUGGCAUUAAAAUAUCUCGACAUGGAAACAACACAAGUCCCACUUACAACAAUUGAGAACAUCCCCAUGAUGAUUCUUGAAUUGGAAAAACUAGCUGUCAGCUUCUCAGUCUGCACAAUUAAUCAAGAAACAAUGUGGAGCCACUGGUACAAAUAAUGAGGCAUCUCCCAGAAGUUUAACUUCCUAUCCAUCCAAUCUCUUGGACAGAUAAUGCCAGUUAAUUACUUUGAAUGUGGCUCUAAAAGCUGAGUUGGGGCCUGCUUUACGACUGCAGAUGGUUUGACCUUCUCAGGUGGCUCUGAUGGCUGAGCUGGUAUCUCCUGCUGCAGUGGAGGACUGACCUUUUCAGUGGACUUCGGAGGAUGACCUGAGGCUUCCUGCUGGGUUGCAGAUGGUUCAACCUCCUUAGGGGGCUCUGGUGGCUCAGCUGGGAACUCUGCUGGACCAGAGAAGGUUCUACCUCCUUCGGGGGGUCUGGAGUCUGAGCUGGGGCCUCUUGCUGGGCUGGAGAUUCAGUCCUUUCAGGAGAAUCCAGAGGUGAGGAAGGGGGAUCAGGCUGGGUUAGAGAAAAGUCAGCCUGCUCAGUGGGAAUAAAAGGGUUGUCCUGCUGGACUGGAGAAGGUUCAACCUCCAUAGUGACUGCUGUAGGUAUAGUAACCGCCAUAUCCACAUUUUUAACUGUGGUAUUAGGUAAAGUUGAAUUACUUCCGAAUAUUGAAGACAGAUUUAGGGGUGAAAAUACCAUCUCAUCAUUCAACGAACUUACAAAGUCAGAGGAGAGCUGAAUUGGAGGCUGAGUUGUGGGCUCUUGAUGGAGGAAGUUCAUCAUUUUCAGGGGUAUUUAGCUGCCGAAUUAUAAUCUCUUGCUAGUC